AUGUGGUGCUCACCAGAAACCGUCGUAUUAUGGAAUUACGUCGUGAUCUGUAUUCACCAAACAGAAGAUGAUUCUGUCGAUGCGAAGAACUCAGCAAAUCGCCCUGUCCUGCGCAGCAUGCCAGGCUUCGUUUCUCGCGCUUUGACCUCCGCCGCCACCGAGGAGGGCGUCUCCGCGGGGAUCUGCCUAGAGGAACUCAACGCCGACGUCUCUGAAGCGCUUGCGACAGCUGAGGCCGAUCCCGCUAUUGUGGAGGGUGUUGGAGAAUCCGCUGCUGUCGAGACUGCCCGUGGCAGAAGCUGCUACUGCCGAGGGGCGGCUGCUACUAAGUCCGCUGAGGCUACUGCCGUCGAAUCCAGUGCUAUCAGUGCUGCCGAAACGGCGACAGGCGAUCUUGGGGUUAUAUGA
Postia placenta MAD-698-R-SB12 is the source of this 408-nucleotide messenger RNA. RefSeq lists its product as hypothetical. Bases 1 to 408 code for a protein of 135 amino acids. The record is from RefSeq and is a predicted model, not a curated record. Lineage: Eukaryota; Fungi; Basidiomycota; Agaricomycetes; Polyporales; Adustoporiaceae. The transcript has 5 exons.